Lepidothrix coronata (blue-crowned manakin) is the source of this 1174-nucleotide messenger RNA. RefSeq names its product eukaryotic translation initiation factor 4B (gene EIF4B). The record is from RefSeq and is a predicted model, not a curated record. Lineage: Eukaryota; Metazoa; Chordata; Aves; Passeriformes; Pipridae. Gene Ontology annotation, molecular function: RNA binding.
AUGGGAGUCCUGGUGGACAAGCAGCUGCCCCUGAACCAGCAAUGUGUCCCGGGGGGCAAGAAGGCCUAUAGUAUCCCAGAGUGCAUGAGGAAAGGCACUGCCAGAAGGGCCGUUUUCCCGCCCCGUUCCCAGAUCAGCGCCGUGCGGCUCCCGCGGGAACCGACCAACCCCGAGCGCUUGAAAGGCUUCGGAUACGCGGAAUUCGAGGACAUCGACUCCCUCUUCCAGGCCCUGAGCCUCAACGAGGAGUCUUUAGGGAACAGAAGGAUACGAGUGGAUGUGGCGGAUCAAGCUCAGGAUAAAGACCGGGACGAUCGCUGUUUCGGGCGGGACCGGGACCGUUUCCGGGACUCGGAGCGCCUGGAGAGCGACUGGAGAGCUCGGCCGGCGGCUCCCGACGCCUUCGACGACUUCCCGCCCCGCCGGGGCGACGACGGAUUCGGGGACAGAUACCGGGACCGUUACGACGACCGGUACCGGGAUGGGCCCCGGCGGGACCUGGAUCGGGGCUUCGGGAGCCGGGAUCGCUACGACGACCGGAGCCGGGACUACGACCGAGGAGCAGCCAAUCCCUCUGGGAACGCCGAGACAUUCCCAUGGGGGGGCGGGACAUUCCCGUGGGAUCACCCCUUCUCCACCCCCUUCCCAGGUCCCACCCAGAGGCCGAAGCUGAACCUGAAGCCCCGGAGCGCUCCCAAGGAAGAGGAAAACUCGGGAAUCGCCGCCCAGUCCUCCCGCGCCGCCUCCAUCUUCGGGGGGGCCAAACCCGUGGACACGGCGGCCAGGGAGAGGGAGGUGGAGGAGAGGCUCCAGAAGGAGCAGGAGAAGCUCCAGAGGCAGCUGGAGGACGACAAGAGGAUGGACAGGAGACCCCGGGAAAGGCACCCGGCGGAGGGAGAGCGAGAAAUCCCUGGAAAACGAGCCGGUGGGGGGAGGGGGGAAGGAGGAGGAGCCGGGCUCUCCGCCCCUCCCCCCCCCUUCCCAAAUUCCCAAAUCCCGGGAGGAGAACCGAAGGUGAUCCCGGCCCCGCCCCCCAAGGAAAACGCUUGGAUGAAGCGGAGCCAGAACCCCCCAACCCCCAUCCCGGGGAAUUCCCAAGGCUCCGACUCCGAGCGGCCCGGAUCCCCCCCCAGUGGGGGCCCCUCCGGCCCCUCCCCCCCCGGGGACGACGGGG